AUGGACCGGUUGGACCGACUGGCCUGUCGACCGAAUGGACCGGUUGGACCAACUAGCCUGUCGGCCGAAUGGACCGGUUGGACCAACUGGCAUGUUGGUCCUAUGGACCGGUUGGACCAACUGGCCUGUUGGCCGAAUGGACCGGUUGGACCAACUGGCCUGUUGGUCCUAUGGACCGGUUGGACCAACUGGCCUGUUGGUCCUAUGGACCGGGUGGACCAACUGGCCUGUUGGUCCUAUGGACCGGUUGGACCAACUGGCCUGUUGGUCCUCUGGACCGGUUGGACCAACUGGCUUGUUGGUCCUGUGGACCGGUUGGACCAACUGGCCUGUUGGUCCUGUGGACCGGUUGGACCAACUGGCCUGUUGGUCCUGUGGACCGGUUGGACCAACUGGCGUGUUGGUCCUAUGGACCGGUUGGACCAACUGGCCUGUUGGUCCUGUGGACCGGUUGGACCAACUGGCCUGUUGGUCCUGUGGACCGGUUGGACCAACUGGCCUGUUGGUCCUAUGGACCGGUUGGACCAACUGGCCUGUUGGUCCUAUGGACCGGUUGGACCAACUGGCCUGUUGGUCCUAUGGACCGGUUGGACCAACUGGCAUGUUGGUCCUGUGGACCGGUUGGACCAACUGGCCUGUUGGUCCUAUGGACCGGUUGGACCAACUGGCCUGUUGGUCCUAUGGACCGGUUGGACCAACUGGCCUGUUGGUCCUGUAGACCGGUUGGACCAACUGGCCUGUUGGUCCUAUGGACCGGUUGGACCAACUGGCCUGUUGGUCCUCUGGACCGGUUGGACCAACUGGCUUGUUGGUCCUAUGGACCGGUUGGACCAACUGGCCUGUUGGUCCUCUGGACCGGUUGGACCAACUGGCCUGUUGGUCCUGUGGACCGGUUGGACCAACUGGCCUGUUGGUCCUGUGGACCGGUUGGACCAACUGGCCUGUUGGUCCUGUGGACCGGUUGGACCAACUGGCCUGUUGGUCCUCUGGACCGGUUGGACCAACUGGCCUGUUGGUCCUGUGGACCGGUUGGACCAACUGGCCUGUUGGUCCUGUGGACCGGUUGGACCAACUGGCCUGUUGGUCCUGUGGACCGGUUGGACCAACUGGCCUGUUGGUCCUAUGGACCGGUUGGACCAACUGGCCUGUUGGUCCUGUGGACCGGUUGGACCAACAGGCCUGUUGGUCCUGUGGACCGGUUGGACCAACUGGCCUGUUGGUCCUGUGGACCGGUUGGACCAACAGGCCUGUUGGUCCUAUGGACCGGUUGGACCAACUGGCCUGUUGGUCCUAUGGACCGGUUGGACCAACAGGCCUGUUGGUCCUAUGGACCGGUUGGACCAACUGGCCUGUUGGUCCUAUGGACCGGUUGGACCAACUGGCCUGUUGGUCCUAUGGACCGGUUGGACCAACUGGCCUGUUGGUCCUAUGGACCGGUUGGACCAACUGGCCUGUUGGUCCUAUGGACCGGUUGGACCAACUGGCGUGUUGGUCCUAUGGACCGGUUGGACCAACUGGCCUGUUGGUCCUCUGGACCGGUUGGACCAACUGGCGUGUUGGUCCUGUGGACCGGUUGGACCAACUGGCCUGUUGGUCCUGUGGACCGGUUGGACCAACUGGCCUGUUGGUCAUGUGGACCGGUUGGACCAACUGGCCUGUUGGUCCUGUGGACCGGUUGGACCAACUGGCCUGUUGGUCCUGUGGACCGGUUGGACCAACUGGCCUGUUGGUCCUGUGGACCGGUUGGACCAACUGGCCUGUUGGUCCUGUGGACCGGUUGGACCAACUGGCCUGUUGGUCCUGUGGACCGGUUGGACCAACUGGCCUGUUGGUCCUAUGGACCGGUUGGACCAACUUGCCUGUUGGUCCUAUGGACCGGUUGGACCAACUGGCCUGUUGGUCCUAUGGACCGGUUGGACCAACUGGCCUGUUGGUCCUAUGGACCGGUUGGACCAACUGGCCUGUUGGUCCUAUGGACCGGUUGGACCAACUGGCCUGUUGGUCCUAUGGACCGGUUGGACCAACUGGCCUGUUGGUCCUAUCGACCGAUUGGACCAACUGGCCUGUUGGUCCUAUGGACUGGUUGGACCAACUGGCCUGUUGGUCCUAUGGACCGGUUUGACCAACUGGCCUGUUGGUCCUAUGGACCGAUUGGACCAACUGGCCUGUUGGUCCUAUGGACCGAUUGGACCAACUGGCCUGUUGGCCGAAUGGACCGGUUGGACCAACUGGCCUGUUGGUCCUAUGGACCGGUGGACCAACUGGCCUGUUGGUCCUAUGGACCGGCCUGUUGGUCCUAUGGACCGGUUGGACCAACUGGCCUGCUGGUCCUAUGGACCGGUUGGACCAACUGGCCUGUUGGUCCUAUGGACCGGUUGGACCAACUUGCAUAAUGUUCCAAUGGACCUGUUGGACCAACUGGCCUGUUGGCCGAAUGGACCGGUUGGACCAACUGGCCUGUUGGCCGAAUGGACCGGUUGGACCAACUGGCCUGUUGGUCCUAUGGACCGGUUGGACCAACUGGCAUGUUGA
Closterium sp. Naga37s-1 is the source of this 2532-nucleotide messenger RNA. The record is from the annotation of a GenBank genome assembly. Lineage: Eukaryota; Viridiplantae; Streptophyta; Zygnematophyceae; Desmidiales; Closteriaceae.